Molecule: messenger RNA, 1937 nt
Organism: Polychytrium aggregatum
Lineage: Eukaryota; Fungi; Chytridiomycota; Chytridiomycetes; Polychytriales
Exons: 2
Source: RefSeq, a predicted model, not a curated record
AAAAACUCGUAUCUCCGCCGUGGUCGCCGCCGGGUCCUGGGGUGCUGGCAUGUCUCCGCUGGUCGCCAUGGCUGCGCCACUCCGGCGGCGACUUCGGGGCGUGGUCUGGUCGACUGAUGCUGUGGAAGUCGAUUCCCACGCCCACCCCCUAUAAAUUCAGCGCCGGGGGUGAUUCCUCUCAUCCCACCACCACCUCGCACGUCUCUUUCCCUGCGAAAAUGGCUCCCGUUGCCUUCAAUCCCGAUGUCCUUAAGCCUGCUGCUGGCCCUGGCAACAGCAAGUCCUACUCUCUCGUCCUGGCCUUCAACCAUCUCCUCAACCCCUCUCUCGGUGAGCCCCUUGACGUUCAGUUGACUCGCGAUGGUGCUGAUCGCAUCCGCCGCGAUAUCGAGGCUUUCGUCAAGCAGUAUCGUGCAGCCCAUCCCGAAUGCUCCCGAUCGGCUACGAUGAAUAACUGGCUUGACGAACCGAAGCACCCUCUCCUCGAACGUGCCGACGGUGAGAAGAUCAUCUACGACUUCAACGUCACCGCAACCGGCAUCCGCACUUUCUUCGAUGCCUGGGUGGUUUUCAACAACAUGGGCACCGACGAAAGUCUCAGACUCAGAGCUGAGAUGGACGACUACAUCACGACCGUCGCAACGAGCCGACGCAGUGUUCGUUUGGACGCCGGAAGCCGCAAGCGUCGCCGCAUCGACUCUGACCCGGCUUCUGCAGCCACGACUUCAGCUCAGGAUGCUACCCCAGCUGCCCCGAUCGCAUCGGUUCCUGCUCCUGCCUUGGUCGAUAGCCCAAUCGAUCCCACCAGGAUCAUGAGCGAUCUGUUCAAAUCCGUUCAUGCCAUGGACUUGAUCAAAAACGAAGCUGUUCUCCGCAUUAUGGGGAAGGUCGAGGCCAUUGCCGAUACGUAUAUUGAAUCGCGAGCUCUCAAUAACCGCCAGAGCGAUCUCGCCAACGACAACCAAGCCCAGCGCAUUCGCGAACUCAAACUUUCUAACGAUCGCCAGGAGAAGCUCAAUGCUAUCGAAAUCGAGCAACGUGAAAAGGCCAAUAUUCGCCAGGAGAAGCUCAAUGCUAUCGAAAUCGAGGAGCGUCGCUCCAUGAGCCAGCUCAGGAUCAGCACCCAAACCGAGCUGAGCGCCAAGGCUGUCGUCUCGAUCAAAUCCGCCAUGGACUUCCAGGACAAAACCUUCCGCAGCGCCAGGGUGUGCACUGAAGCCAUCAGCGCGAUCACCGACGGGACCGAACCCCCCAUUCUCGGCGACAUCGCCAUGAAGCAUCGAAACUUUGUUGUCCAGCUGGCUUGCAACCAGUUACAGGGUGGGACCUUCGCUCCUCCGGAUCUGAUGGAGCAAGCCGCUGACUGUGUCGCCGAUGUCGAGGCGUUCAUGGAGACCCAGCAGCACGACCCCCAACCCGGCCCAUCGACCGCAACCGCCGCCGUCGAGGUGAACAAGGCGCCCCGUCAGCCCCCCAACUUCAACCUCAGCCAGCGUUCCCACAUCAUCCUGGCUCAGCUCAAGAAGGCCGCCGCCGACCACAUCAGAAACGAAAGCCUGCUCAAGGAUUGUCAGUUCUUCACCAUUUCUCAAAUCCUGUCCAGACACAAGGAACAUAAGAAGUACGGGCGUUUGCACGAGGCAUUCAAAGCCCGGUGGGAACAGGAGGAACUCAAGCAAGACCAAGUUAACGAGUUUAUCCCUCCGAAUCGUCGAACCUACGAGGAUACCCCAUGGAUGCGCGUUUCUAAGGCGAUUAUCCUCUGGCUGGCUCAGCACAAGGAUGCCUGUGGCAACAAGAUACAGCUUCCUCAUACCUGGCAAAAGUUCGAAGAGAGUGAUGUCAUGAAAAAACCAGACGGUAGUCCUGUCAUGGUUUACAAAUUUGCAAAGCCUCUUGAAGGAAUCUGCAUCAGCUUGUGUGAUUGCUUCGAGUAC